AUGCCCCUGGGGAGGGACACAGCGUCACCUUACUGCGGCCGAUGCCCCUGGGGAGGGACACACGUCACCUUACUGCGGCCGAUGCCCCCUGGGGAGGGACACACUGUCACCUUACUGCGGCCGAUACCCCUGGGGAGGGACACACUGUCACCUUACUGCGGCCGAUACCCCUGGGGAGGGACACAGCGUCACCUUACUGCGGCCGAUACCCCUGGGGAGGGACACACUGUCACCUUACUGCGGCCGAUGCCCCUGGGGAGGGACACAGCGUCACCUUACUGCGGCCGAUGCCCCUGGGGAGGGACACAGCGUCACCUUACUGCGGCCGAUGCCCCUGGGGAGGGACACAGCGUCACCUUACUGCGGCCGAUACCCCUGGGGAGGGACACACUGUCACCUUACUGCGGCCGAUUGCCCCUGGGGAGGGACACACGUCACCUUACUGCGGCCGAUGCCCCUGGGGAGGGACACAGCGUCACCUUACUGCGGCCGAUGCCCCUGGGGAGGGACACACGUCACCUUACUGCGGCCGAUACCCUGGGGAGGGACACACUGUCACCUUACUGCGGCCGAUACCCCUGGGGAGGGACACACUGUCACCUUACUGCGGCCGAUACCCCUGGGGAGGGACACACCGUCACCUUACUGCGGCCGAUUACCCCUGGGGAGGGACACACUGUCACCUUACUGCGGCCGAUACCCCUGGGGAGGGACACACUGUCACCUUACUGCGGCCGAUACCCCUGGGGAGGGACACACUGUCACCUUACUGCGGGGGGGCCGAUACCCCUGGGGAGGGACACACUGUCACCUUACUGCGGCCGAUACCCCUGGGGAGGGACACACGUCACCUUACUGCGGCCGAUACCCCUGGGGAGGGACACACUGUCACCUUACUGCGGCCGAUACCCCUGGGGAGGGACACACCGUCACCUUACUGCGGCCGAUACCCCUGGGGAGGGACACACUGUCACCUUACUGCGGCCGAUACCCCUGGGGAGGGACACACUGUCACCUUACUGCGGCCGAUACCCCUGGGGAGGGACACAGCGUCACCUUACUGCGGCCGAUACCCCUGGGGAGGGACACACUGUCACCUUACUGAUACCCCUGGGGAGGGACACACUGUCACCUUACUGA
This is a messenger RNA of Knipowitschia caucasica, 1140 nucleotides long. The record is from the annotation of a GenBank genome assembly. Lineage: Eukaryota; Metazoa; Chordata; Actinopteri; Gobiiformes; Gobiidae.